GCGGUUGCAUCUAACUACCGCAAGCGGGCCAACGAACUUUGCUUCACCUCCCCGCAUCUUCCCCUCACCUCACUCAUCGCCCUCUCUUCUUCCUGUCCGCUCGUCGUCGUCUCCGGCUCUCCUGCUCCUGGAUCAAUCAUCAAUGGACGUGCUGCCUGCGGAGCUGUGCUUCAAGAUCUUCCACCUCCUCGAUCACCAGGCCCUCGCCGCCGCUCCCCAAGUCUGCAGGAAGUGGAACGCGCUGACCUGCGACGACGAGCUGUGGCGCAGGCUGUUUGUGGGCAGAUGGGGAGCGGACGCCGCGGCCUUCUACGCGCCGGCGCCGGAGGGCUCCAAGCCGUGGAAGGACGUCUUCGUCGUGCAGGACCGAUGCGACCGAUACGGACUGGGCGUCAGGAUCAUCAGGGAAGGGAACGACUACUACCUCAUCUACCAGGGCGAGAUCCAGAGCUACCUGGGCACCAGCUCCGACUCCGCUGCCAAGGACGCAGCACAGCCGCAGGGCGGCGAGGCCGAGAAGAAGAGGCAGAUAUCUGACCGGAUCCUCUUCUUCCUGGGGGACCUGGAGACUGCCUAUGCGGAUGCCAAACGUGUCAAGGCGUGACCUAUGGCGAAUGCGCCUGUAUAAUUCCUGUUCUUCUUCUGCAUAUCUCGUGCAUAAUAGGGCUGUAUCUAUCCACGUACAAUCCUCCUCUCCUGUAUUCUUCUUCAUUUGCAAAUAACAAUUCAGAUAUUCGCCUGUAAUAGAUCUACUCACACUUUUCAACUGCAUAUGCACAAGUCCGACACUGUAAUUCAGUC
Lolium rigidum is the source of this 801-nucleotide messenger RNA. RefSeq lists its product as uncharacterized. The record is from RefSeq and is a predicted model, not a curated record. Gene Ontology annotation, molecular function: protein binding. Gene Ontology annotation, cellular component: SCF ubiquitin ligase complex. NCBI's taxonomy places the organism in Eukaryota, Viridiplantae, Streptophyta, Magnoliopsida, Poales, Poaceae. Bases 143 to 604 code for a protein of 153 amino acids. Gene Ontology annotation, biological process: SCF-dependent proteasomal ubiquitin-dependent protein catabolic process. The transcript is spliced from 3 exons.